Molecule: messenger RNA, 3207 nt
Organism: Arthroderma uncinatum
Lineage: Eukaryota; Fungi; Ascomycota; Eurotiomycetes; Onygenales; Arthrodermataceae
Exons: 3
Coding region: 1-3207 (1068 amino acids)
Source: RefSeq, a predicted model, not a curated record
AUGACGGCGAGCUCGGUAGACACCGACCGUCCGCUUAACUCGCCCGUGUCACCGUCCACAGCACUGAGCUCCUCCGUGGACGAGGAGGAGAACGAGCACCCCAACGCCCUGGACGACGUCUUUGGCUCCUCCCCGCCGCAGUCUGCAGCAGACUCUCUCCGGUCUCACAUUCCAGAUAGCACGCCGUCUCACGCUGAGCCAUCGGACCUCCCUUCGCUGCGCCGCCAGCAUGUCACGGCGGGGUAUCGCGAUGGCAUAGCCGUGGCCAAGGGCGAACACGUCCAGCGAGGGUUUGAUAGCGGGUUCCCCGUUGGCGCCGAGCUGGGGAUCCGGGUCGGCGUCGUCCUGGGAGUGCUCGAGGGGCUCAUGAAGACUCUCUCACGCGGUGACCUCACGCCUGGUAGCCAUAAACACCAUGAACAGACCGCCAGUAGCCCUGAACAGACCAGCCAUAAAGACGAGACGACCAGCGAGACGACCAGCGAGACGACCAGAGUGACGGCGCUCUACGAAACGGCCAAGAGGGAACUGGCGGUUGAAAAGGUCUUCAGAGACGCCGCGCAAGGAGAAGAGGACCCGUGUGUGCGACUCGGGAAAGUUGGCGACUCGGUCGUUGCACAGUGGGAGGAUAGAGUCCGGAUGCUGCUCGCAGAACUGAAAGCAAAACCAAUAAAUAUUCUGUCUGGAGUCCGGAGUACGAGCUCUGCCGUUGGCGUUGGCGUUGCUGAUGCUGACCAGCCAUCGAAUUUCGCGACGCUGCGAUUUGACCAGCCACCACCAAAAGGGGAGGUCGAGCGAGCUUCAUCUCAGGCUCUACAGUCUUCUCUACAGAGUCUCUACAGUCUUUUCGAUAGACACUCUACAGUGUCUACAGUGUCUACAUCCGUCUUUCCCACCGUGUCACCCAGAGCUUCCCAUCUUGACGAGACCAACGACGUUUACGGCCAGUCUACGAUACCCAGUUUCCCCAGACAACGCCAGCGCCGCCACCAGAGACGUGCCGCCCUGCGAGAUCCUGCUAUCCGGCCAGCGCAGCAGCUCCCUCGACAGGACUUUGCCUCCAUCGACCAGACACUCCAGCAGCAGCAGCAACAAGAAGAGACAAGACUUGGACAGCAACAGGACCAACAAGAGACAAGACUUGGGCAGCAACAAGAACAAGAACAGACAAGACUCGGGCAGGGGAGGACUGCAUCGUACUGGCCGGCUCAUAGCACCAGGGUCUCCUCUCGCACCACCUCGGCCAUCCUCUGGGUACUAGAAGAAGCCAUCCGCACCCCGUUCCCCUUCACAGAGGACCUGAGCGAGCUGAACGCGCCCAUGUCGGAGCUCUUUGCAGGAGAUGUCGCUGUCGGGAACGGCCGUGGCCACCACAACGGCGUCCCCAGGACAGGACAGCCCCUGGCCGUCCCUGCGUCCACUCACCCUGCCAGCGGCGUCCGCACGCCGACAGAUAUCAUGAGACGGCGGCGGGAGCGCGAAGCCCAGCUGAAGGCCGAGCAGGAAGCCAAGAUGCGAGAGGAGCAGCUGCAGAAGCAGGCUCAAGCAGAGGCGCAGGCACAGGCACAGGCGCAGGCAGAGCACGCUCAGGCUGCUGGCGUUGAACCCUCGAGAAGACCAGGCGUACAUCCGCCAGAUAUCACCAUAUCCCAGGAACCCGGCCCACGACACGAUCAAACAAAUAUAAACAUGGGCCGCAGACAGACGACCCAGCCGCCAGGAAACACGACCACCACGACCACCGCUGGAACGCGCCGGCAGGGAGGACAGCUGGAGGACCACGAGAAGCCCGCGAGACAGCGGUCGAACGGGUCACGGCCGGCAGUCACUGGCACCGCACAGCAGCAAGAGAGUGCAUCCAAACCACAGGCAGGCCAGCCCGGAGCAGCCCAGCAGUCGUCCCGGAGCAAGGCCGCCUUCCCGCACGCCUUUGAACGCUGGGAGAUGCUCUCGUCCCACUGGGAAGGCCUGACGAGCUACUGGAUCCGACGCCUGGAGCAGAACAACGAGGAGCUCAGCAAGGAUCCGCUCAGCCAGCAGAUGUCACGGCAGGUCACCGAUCUCUCGGCCGCUGGUGCCAACCUCUUCCACGCCGUCGUCGAGCUCCAGCGUCUACGAGCCUCGUCCGAGCGGAAGUUCCAGCGCUGGUUCUUCGAUACCCGCGCCGAGCAGGAACGGUCCCAGGAGGUGCGCGCAGAGCUGGAGCGCAUGCUGAGUGCCGAGCGCCAGUCUCGCGCCGACGCCGUGGCCGCCCUGAAGCAGUCGGAGAGCGACAAGGCCAAAGCCCAGGAGCUGGCGAGAGAAGUGCGGCGAGAACUGCAGAUUUCCCGCGACGAGGCCCGACGUGCGUGGGAGGAGCUGGGCCGCAGAGAACAGGAGGAGCGCGACCGCACCAUCUCGCUGAGAAACGGAGAGCCUACGAUCGUUGGAGGCGUACAGGUCGUGCCGAUGCUGCAGGCCAUCCCCAGCAGACAUGCCAGCAGCGCUGCCCGGCCACAGACCAGAGAAGGCCCAUAUCCCGGAGGCCCCAGUGGGACGUCGAUGGGAGGUCAGUCGCAGCGGCCGCUGCUCGAUACCACGGAGUCGACGGGCUAUGAUAGCCAUGAGACGGACCCCUUUGUUGAAUCUCGCGACCCUCCCUUUGCCCCUGAUGCGCCGCCUCCCCGACAGACUGAAGCUCCGGUGCAGUCGCCCGGUCGAGGACAGACGGAGGCAGACCGCGGUCACUUCUACCAGCACGACAGCCAGACCAUCCACGGAGGACAAGCCCACGCCGGAGUUGACGUGGACGUCAGCGAUGUCAUCUCUGAAACCGACCACAUUCCUACCACCGCCGCCGGUGCAGCCGCCGCCGCCGCCGCUGCUGCUAGCCGUCAAGAUACCCAGGGCCGCCAGCUCGUCUAUCCUCGCGCUAUAUCUGACGACAGUGACGACUACAACACCGAGCCCUUUGACGGGUACGUGAGCUACGGUUCGGAGCAGCAUACGCCUGCCGGCGCAGGCACAAGCGCAGAAGAAGGCGACCACGCCGGAUAUCCUGCACCGGUAGACUACAGCGGCUCUGGCUGGGGGGUCGGCGGCUCAGGAUGGGAUUCGGUGACGCCUCGACACCGACAUCCAACCCGGCUCAGCGACGUCCUCGAGGAAGACGAACGGUCCCGUACCAGUCCCAGUCGCGCCAGCCAGGCCAGCCGGACCAUGCAAUAG